UCUCUGUUUCUCUCUUCUCCUUCGUCAAUGGACCACCGCAAGAAACUGAGAAUUCUCAAAGGCUUGCUCAAGGACAAGGCCUCCAUUAUCAGAGCAACUCUAUCAAAUAAAAGAAACAAGAAAAUACGAAUCGCCGUCCUCCGGGCCACCACUCAUGACCCUUCCACCUCACCUUCCGACGACUGCAUCGCCGCCGUCCUCUCCCUUGACCAGGGUUCCCGCCUUAUUGCAUGCACAUGCAUUGAGGUUCUCAUGGAUCGCCUGCAUGACACCAAGAAUGCUUCUGUUGUCCUAAAAUGUCUCUUCACUAUGCAUAUCAUCAUAUCAAGAGGCUCUUUAAUUCUCAAAGAUCAGCUCUCCGUUUUCCUUUCUUUUGGUGGCCGGAACUUCCUUAACCUAUCAAUGUUUCGCGAUGAAUCGGAUCCUGAAAGGUGGGUUUUGUCUUCUUGGGUUAGAUGGUACGCAGCCAUUGUAGAGCAGAAUUUAAAGAUUACAAGAGUUCUGGGUCACCACCUCUGCUCUUCUUUUGUUGCAACUAAUAGUAAAGGCGAGGAAGAUAAAGUUUUGCAACUGUUGAACAGAGAUUUAUUUGAAGAAGUAGAUGUUCUAGUGGAAUUUGUUAAAGUAAUUUGUGAAUUUCCUGAUUCUUUACAUCUUCAGAGGAACAAUUUGAUUUAUGAGAUAGUUCGGUUGGUUUCUGAGGAUUAUAGGUCAGUUCAACGAGAAAUCUCUAUCCGAGUUAUGGAACUCGGGGAGAGAAUUCCCAGUAUGAGCUAUAGUGAGUUGACUCAGCUUCUGGGUAACUUGAAGAGAUUCGAGAGUUGUAAAGAAAGAUUGUAUCUGAUGUUUGUAAAUAAGAAUAGGAAUGAUGCUUUAUGGGAAUUAGUAGGUGAGACAAGAUCGAAAGCUGUAGAGAUGAUGAAGCAAAAGGGAGAGAUAAAGUUGCUGAAAAUGGGCAACCCAAACGCUUCAAGCGAGUUGACUCAGUUCAAAUUCAAUUCUGGUGGUGAAUUUGAGUAUUUUGACACGGUCGCUCUUACUGUUUCAGCAAUGGCAUGAGUACAACUCUUCAAACUUUCCUAAUUUUUCUAUUAUUGAAAUCUGCUUUGUCAUUAAUUACUUCAUGUCAUUUCUAUUUUAAUUUUUUUUUUUAUUUCCUUCUCAAGAUCAAAGCUUAAUUCGAUAUGUACAUGAAAAUUUCACUUUU
Messenger RNA from Manihot esculenta (cassava), 1207 nucleotides. RefSeq names its product putative clathrin assembly protein At4g40080. Bases 28 to 1059 code for a protein of 343 amino acids. The transcript has a single exon. Gene Ontology annotation, molecular function: SNARE binding; phosphatidylinositol-4,5-bisphosphate binding; 1-phosphatidylinositol binding. The record is from RefSeq and is a predicted model, not a curated record. Lineage: Eukaryota; Viridiplantae; Streptophyta; Magnoliopsida; Malpighiales; Euphorbiaceae. Gene Ontology annotation, biological process: clathrin-dependent endocytosis; vesicle budding from membrane; clathrin coat assembly. Gene Ontology annotation, cellular component: clathrin-coated pit; clathrin-coated vesicle.